GAUCUUUUGCCUCAAACAUCGCUUAAGAGUCCGAGCAGGAGCUAGAAAGUAUCACAAGCAGGAUAUCCACGACAGGAGAGAAGAAAGCUACACGAUGAGAUUAAUGUUGAUGUUAUUUUUACUAACUGUCUUGCUGAGUUUGAGCACGGCUCGAGUUGGACACAGCACAAAUGUUUUAUCAGAUUCCACUGUUCGAACAAUCGGCGAGGUAGAAUCCACUGUUCGAACAAUCGACGAACCUGAUUGCCCGCAAUCACACAAAUCUUCGGAUAAUAGUAAAAGCAUCAAACGCCUGCAGAUCCGCAGUUAUGGAAUAAACGGUAAGGUGCGAAGAAUUCAUUCGGGAUCCAACGAGGAGGAUAAACCUGGUAUUCAUGCAUACGGUUUGCCGAAAAAAAGCUUACAAGAUAAUGGUGUUAUCGAGAGAGUGAAUCUUGGAGAAGAUCGUAUCGAUGAUGCCUCAAAAAAUGGUCGAUUGGUGGAGGCCUAUGGAAUACCGAAGAAUAAUAUGGAGACCAAUGGCUUUAUCGAAAGACUACCGUUUCCAAGCGCAGGUCGUCAGCCUGUCACCUUGGGGUCACGACGCGAUAACGUCAGAAUAAGGAGAUCCGUUCGCACGGGAUCAGAAAACAAGGUCGAUGAAAAUAUCGUGAGCGAGGCAGAGGAUAUGGAAGCACAGGACGCGAAGGUCUUCAGGCCGCUAUUUGUUUACAGGCAACAAGCAGCCGCCAGAGAAAGACGGAAGCACGCAAGGAACGCAGCGCACAAAAAUCAUUGGCACGCGAUUCAUCAACCUUGCAAUCAUGGAUGAAUAAUCUAUUGAUUUUUUCAAGGAGAACAUAAACAUGACACGUUCUUUAUUCUGUAGAAGUUGAGCUAAACUUGCAUUAGAUUUCCUAAAUAUAAUGCAAAAGAGUGUGCCUUUAUAUAAAAUAUUUUUAUUACAAAAUCUGCACAUUAAUUUUUUUUAAAGAUUUAGAUUUAGCUUAUAUAUUGUUAAGCUUAUGUAUUAUCAACUGUACUUAAGUAGUUGCUUUAAUUAUAAAUUGUUCUCCAUCACUAGAAUAAUAAGAUAUUUAUAUUUUUUAAAAAGGAAUUUUGCAAUCAAUAUAUUUCGUAUCUAAACAUGUGGUUGGAACUGAUUUUGUUCUUUCCAAAAGACAAUACCAAAAAGUAUUAUAGAAAUAGUAUUAAUUUUUGAUAGUUUAUUUUUUUUGGCAUAUUUAUAUGUGUAUGAAAUUAGUACGUUUAUUUUACACAAAGUCACGUAUAAAUUUACUAUUGUUACUACAGCAUAUACCUAAUCCUAAUUAUUAAACAUAUAAAAAUAAAUAAAAACACGUUUUUAAU
Cataglyphis hispanica is the source of this 1350-nucleotide messenger RNA. RefSeq lists its product as uncharacterized. The transcript has 3 exons. Bases 95 to 811 code for a protein of 238 amino acids. The record is from RefSeq and is a predicted model, not a curated record. Lineage: Eukaryota; Metazoa; Arthropoda; Insecta; Hymenoptera; Formicidae.